GGACUGCCCAAUCCUCCUCAACUCAGUAAAGAUGGGGAUAUACUGAUUGGUGGAAUCUUUUCCUUCCAUAGCAAAUGGGAGCAGCCAGCACAAACUUUCAUAUCAGGACCCAAAAAAGGAGAAUGCACACGUUCAAGUUUGAACCUGAAAGAAUUUCAAAGUGCACAAACAAUGGUCUUUGCAAUUGAAGAAAUCAACAACAGAAGUGAUAUUCUUCCUGGCAUCAGUUUGGGUUAUAAAAUCUAUGAUGCAUGUGUAUCAGUUGAAAUAACCACAAGAGCUGCCUUGUCCUUAGUCAAUGGUCAUGGAGAAAAUACAACUUCAGUGCACUGCUCUAAACCUGACACUGUUCAAGCAAUUAUAGGACAAUCAUCAUCUACCCCGACUAUUGCCAUCUCUACUACAGUGGGACCAUUGCACAUUCCUGUGGUUAGUCACAUUGCAUCAUGUGCAUGCCUGAGUGAUAGAAAAAAACACCCAUCUUUCUUCAGAACGAUUCCAAGUGAUUACCACCAGAGCAGAGCUUUGGCAAAGCUCGUCAAACAUUUUGGAUGGACCUGGGUGGGGGCCGUGUGCAGUGAUAAUGACUAUGGGAAUAAUGGCAUAAGUGCAUUUAUUAGUGCUGCCAAAGAAGAGGGAAUCUGUAUUGAGUAUUCCAAAGCAUUUAUUAAGACAGACUCCAGAGACAAAAUUCUCAAUGUAGUUGAAAUGAUCAAGGCUUCAACCUCCAAAGUGAUUGUAGCUUUUGUUGUAUACUCUGACUUUGGUUUUCUUUUGAGGGAAAUGGUCUUGCAGAACAUGACUGGGUUUCAGUGGAUUGGAAGUGAGUCCUGGAUCUCCGAUUUAAAUACUUCCAAAGCUGAAUGGAAACAUAUUCUGAAAGGUUCUGUGGGUUUUGCUAUCCCAAACACUAAAAUCAAUAGCCUGGGGUCUUUUCUGAGUAAGCUUAAUCCAAUGUCUGAUGUAGCUAUUUACAAAGAGUUAUGGGAGACCAUAUUUGAUUGUAAGUUUCCUACAGAAGACAAUUCUGAGCUUAAACGAUUGUGCAAGGGCAAUGAAAGUCUCAGUCAUGUUCAAAACAUUUAUACAGAUGUAUCAGACUUGCGAGUUGCAAAUAAUGUUUACAAGGCUGUGUAUGCUGUAGCUUAUGCCCUACAUAACAGUUAUGGAUGUUCAGAGAUGGACAGUGGGCAAGAAGGUGCUCAGGUGUGUACAAUCCUAGCAGAACACCAGCAAACCUGGAAGAUAGUGAAUGAGUUGAAGAAAAUCCGUUUCACAACUACAACAGGAGAAGAUGUAUUCUUUGAUGAGAAUGGAGACCCAGCAGCACGUUAUGAUGUGCUGAACUGGCAGCAAGGUAACGAUGGUAAAACAGUAUUUGUUAAAGUGGGCUUCUAUGAUGCCUCUCUGCAAACACACCUUCAGCUGUCAAUUAACAACAACAGCAUAGUCUGGGCCCACAACAAAACAGAGGUGCCAGUCUCUGUGUGUAGUCCAAGUUGUCCCCCAGGCACCAGGAAGGCUGUACAGAAAGGAAGGCCAAUUUGCUGCUUUGACUGUAUACCAUGUGCAGAGGGAGAAAUCAGUAAUAUAACAGAUGCUAUAUCUUGCAUCAAGUGCCCACCUGAACUGUGGUCUAAUGACAAGAAAGAUACCUGUGUCUUAAAGCUUGUGGAAUUCCUGUCAUUUGAGGAAAUAAUGGGAAUCAUUCUUGUAUCAUUUUCUUUGUUAGGAGCUUUGUUUACUAUCUGCAUUGCUUUAACUUUUUUUAAACACAAGGACACACCAAUUGUUAGAGCAAAUAAUUCUGAGCUGAGCUUCCUGCUGCUCUUCUCUCUGACUCUGUGUUUUCUCUGUUCAGUCACAUUCAUUGGUCAGCCCUCUGAGUGGUCCUGUAUGCUGCGCCACACAGCAUUUGGGAUUACCUUUGUCCUCUGUAUCUCCUGUGUUCUGGGGAAAACUGUAGUGGUGUUAAUGGCCUUCAGGGCUACACUUCCAGGAAGUAAUGUCAUGAAAUGGUUUGGGCCUCUACAGCAGAGACUCAGUGUACUCGGCUUCACGCUUGUACAGGUCAUUAUUUGUAUACUUUGGUUAACAAUAUCUCCUCCUUUUCCCUACAAAAAUAUGAAAUACUACAAGGAAAAGAUUAUAUUAGAAUGUCAUGUAGGCUCAGUUAUUGGUUUCUGGGCUGUUCUGGGUUAUAUAGGACUUUUGGCCCUUUUGUGUUUUAUCUUGGCUUUUCUGGCCCGGAAGUUGCCUGACAAUUUCAAUGAAGCCAAAUUCAUCACAUUCAGCAUACUUAUAUUCUGUGCAGUUUGGAUCACAUUUAUUCCUGCUUAUGUCAGCUCUCCUGGAAAAUUCACCGUAGCUGUAGAGAUAUUUGCUAUUUUAGCAUCAAGCUUUGGUUUAUUAUUCUGUAUAUUUGUUCCAAAGUGUUAUAUAAUUAUACUGAAACCAGAGAAGAAUACAAAGAAGCAAAUGAUGGGUAAAGCAUCUGUGAAUUGA
Messenger RNA from Tachysurus vachellii, 2505 nucleotides. Its product is annotated as extracellular calcium-sensing receptor-like. Gene Ontology annotation, cellular component: membrane. Bases 172 to 2505 code for a protein of 777 amino acids. Gene Ontology annotation, molecular function: G protein-coupled receptor activity. Gene Ontology annotation, biological process: G protein-coupled receptor signaling pathway. The record is from RefSeq and is a predicted model, not a curated record. The transcript is spliced from 6 exons. Lineage: Eukaryota; Metazoa; Chordata; Actinopteri; Siluriformes; Bagridae.